Schistocerca gregaria is the source of this 3065-nucleotide messenger RNA. RefSeq lists its product as uncharacterized. Gene Ontology annotation, biological process: exocytosis; Golgi to plasma membrane transport; intracellular protein localization. The record is from RefSeq and is a predicted model, not a curated record. Lineage: Eukaryota; Metazoa; Arthropoda; Insecta; Orthoptera; Acrididae. Gene Ontology annotation, cellular component: exocyst. Bases 338 to 2473 code for a protein of 711 amino acids. The transcript is spliced from 3 exons.
GGGUCGCGCACGCGCGCGCCCCCAUCCAUCAUCUCCGCACCGAGCACCGCCUCGCGCGCGCCCAGUAACCCUCGUCGGUCGGCGGACCGACAGACACUCCCCUCCCCCCCGCGCACACACAAAUUCCAAGGCUGUCGGUUAUAAAUAUUAUUUCGUCCGCGCUUUUUUGCAGGCCAAAGCUUCGCCAAAGUCGCUUUUGUGUGCGUGUGGUAGCGCAGCGAGCCGGGUGUCUGCGCGGUCUUCACGAGCUUUCGACGAUCGGGCCUGCCGACGAACGCAUUUCUUUCUCGCCUGCACGCGCGUCGCACGGGCAGCCCCUCGGCGGGAAGCGAGAGAAAUGGAUGAAUAUAAAAAGUUCGAUGCUGACCCCUCUCCCAGUCGGACACCCACGGAUGGGGAGGACAAGAAUGCAUCCCAUUCGCCGCAGAAGAACCAGAGCUUCUCGCCAUUCAGCGAGAAUAAAAUCCGGCGCAAGGUGCGGGGCAAUGGCAACCCGCUGGGCGACAUGAUCACGCGGCUAUCGAGCAGCGAGAUGCUGGCGCUUAUAGACCCCGUCUUCAACUCCGAGUCGUUCGAUGCAAAACUGUACACUUCUUCUCUGUUCGAGAGCAUGCAGAUCGCCGAGAUUCGUCGCCAGGUGAAGGAAAAGCUGCUGUCCAGCCAGAAUCUGGCCGCUCAGCGCCUGCAGAAGAACGUGCAUAGCAACUAUCCCUUCUUCAUAGCCGCGUCCAAAGACAUCGCCAAGCUCGACACGGGCGUGCUGGAGCUGAGGAACGGCCUCGGAGAGAUCGGGACAGUGUUCACGGGCCUGAGGCGGGUCUCUUUUAACAGCCACAAAUUGCUGUUGCAAGAGACAAGUCGCAAGUCUCCUGAGUCGAACAGCCUAGUCAAGGAUGUGCAUUGGCUCUUGGAGCUGCCGGACGAACUUGACAUCUUGAUUUCUGAGCGAUUGUUCAAGACGGCGGUGGAACAGGUGGAGAAGGCCAACAAACUCAGCAAGUCCCUGCUGCCCGCACUCCGGUACAAGGGGAUCAGGGAGCCGCUGGAACAGCGAGUGACGAUGCUGUCACAGUCCCUGUUGAAGGAGCUGCGAAACUUGUCACUAAAGAAGACGGAAACUCGAAUGAUCAUCACCUACUUGACGCGCCUGGGAUACGCCGAAGCGGCGCAGGAAAUCUAUUUCAGCACGAUCAACAAGAAGAUUCGCACAGAAAUUUCCAAACUGGCCCCAAUAACCGACGGCCAUUCGCACAUCGAAGAGCUGGCCUACGUCCUGUUCGCGUCCAUCGACUCGACCUGUGAUGACUUUUUGCACUGCUUCAAUGACGACACCUCGGUGGUCUCCGGACUGCUCGUAUGGGUAAUACGCGUGAUACAAAAGUACUCGCAGUUCAAACAUAGCACGGACGUGUCGCUCGAAGAUCUCGCGUCGCUGGACCAGAGCUUCGACGUCUUUCUGACUCAGUGUCGAAUGUUGAAGCACCGGGGCCUGUCAAUCGCCUUCUACGUGCGACAAAUCUUCCAAAAGCCGCUGGUCGCGGCGAGCAACCAGUUCCGCCAAAAAGUCGAGGACAAACUGGUGGAACUGCUGAGCCAGGAGCCGUGGGAAUACGACCGCAGCGAAGACGAGGAUCACGCCGAUUCUCGCUGCACCGAGAGCUGUCGUUACGUCAACCACAUGACCAGAGCCUAUCUCGACAGUCUGAAGAACACGCUCAAGUUGGGCCUCGAACACCACUUCCAAUUUGUGUACGCGAGUCUAAUUCAAAAAUAUUUUUCGGAGCUGCUUUCGAUCGUUCAGACGCACCGAAGGAAACUGGACGAUCAUCAGCGCGUCGUGCUUUUAUCAGACGCCUUCUAUCUCUGCGGCGCGGUGUCGGAGACGGUCGACCGCGCGCCCGAUCAUCUGUUCACCGAACUGAAGGCGUUUCAAAAGUAUCUCGGGUUUCAGUGUCGCGAACUAGAGCGGCUGAUCGUGACUCUAACGGCCCAAGACAUUGUCUACACGUACCUGGAACGCACGAACAUCGAGCGCUACCAGGUGGAAGAGGGGUCUCUGAAGAAGAGCGGUGGGCCGUCCAAAAACGCCGUCCAAGUGGUUCAGUACGUGCUAAAAGAACUGAAAGAAUUUAUGGUCUUUUGGCUCGGCCUGUCAAAAGUGCCAAACAUUUUGACAGGCUUGUGGAUCCGAAUAUUCGACGAAUGGCACUUGAACUUCUCGGCCGGGGGAGCGCUCGAAGGGGCGGGUCGGUUGAAGUACACGCAGUUUGUGGUGGACGUUUGCUUUUUGCUGGAGGCGGCGCUAAGCGAGGCGAAGAACGGAGAGGAGCUGGAAGAACUGGCGGGUAGGAUGCUCGAAGAGAGUGGGUCCUUGUUCGGGGUGGGGGACAUAGCCCCUGACGAGCGUUCCGAGCUGAAGAUGUGGGCGCAGGACGUGGCGAGGGCCAGUUUGAAGCAAAUUGGCAUGUAUUAAAAAAAAAAGUAUGACAGGAUGGUGAAGUUUUUAUCGGGUCAUUUUCAUUAGAAUUAGAAUGUCCGUCGACGCAUUUCCGCUUAGCGAUUUGAUUUACAUCAAGGGUUCACCGGUGGACCUCGAGAGCUUGAAGGGGAAGAAGAUUGUGGUUUUGGAGUUGUGGGCUACGUGGUGCCCGCCCUGUCGUAAGAGCAUUCCGCACAUUACAGAGGUGGCGUCUCAGUUCCCCGACGUGGUGUUUAUAGGGGUGACCAGCGAGGAGGACGUUGAACAUGUGAAGAGCUUCGUCGAGCAGAUGGGGGAAAAAAUGGCAUACACGGUGGCAAUUGACAACACCAACCGAGUGACGCAGCAGUACAUGAAUGAGUUUAAGUUAUCAGGUAUUCCUUGCGCGUUCGUGAUAGACUACGAUGGGAAGGUGUGCUGGAAUGGCCACCCGCUUGAAGACGGGAUGGUGGAAACAAUCAAGCGAAUCAGGCGGUAGGUCAGGAAGAGGGGAGGUCCUCUUUGCCGCCUGAUGACGUGUGUGUUUGCAUAAUAGAACAGAUUUAAAAAAAAAAAGUUUUAGAGGGGGGAGGAAGUCACGAAUUUA